AUGGCUGAACUGUUUAUCAGUGGACAAAUUGAAGGAGCAUCCGGUUUUCUUGACAAUCAGGUCUCCGUUCGAUGGCAUGUAUCUCAUGGUGGUGGGUGGCGUGUAAUAGCAGGGGAAUCUGAAGGUCAGACUCAAACUGAUUGUCCUCGAACAUUUGAAGAAGCGCAUUUUUCUCAUCCCAUUGAUCUUCAUUUGGCAACGAGUACCAUUCAAGGAUGGCCGAAACUUAUUCUUCAGGUUUGGCACCUCGACAACUAUGGUAGACAAGAGAUUGCUGGCUACGGAACCAUGAUGCUGCCCACUUCAAGUGGCGCUCAUCGUUUGGAAUGUGGUUGUUGGAGACCGAAAGGAAACUGGAGACAGGAGAUGAUGCAGAAAUAUAUUGGAGGGGGAAUGCAGCUUGCAAAUUUGAGUAUUCUCGAGGAUCCAACAGAACGGGCGAAAAUUGCAACUGUAUCAACUGGAACCGUUUAUUUUGAAUUGAAUGUCAUUACGAAGAACUUCCAACGAUACGGAAUUGUGUCAUAA
Molecule: messenger RNA, 528 nt
Organism: Caenorhabditis bovis
Lineage: Eukaryota; Metazoa; Nematoda; Chromadorea; Rhabditida; Rhabditidae
Source: the annotation of a GenBank genome assembly